This is a messenger RNA of Esox lucius (northern pike), 2112 nucleotides long. RefSeq names its product twist-related protein 2-like. The transcript is spliced from 2 exons. The record is from RefSeq and is a predicted model, not a curated record. Gene Ontology annotation, molecular function: RNA polymerase II transcription regulatory region sequence-specific DNA binding; DNA-binding transcription factor activity, RNA polymerase II-specific; protein dimerization activity. Gene Ontology annotation, biological process: developmental process; regulation of transcription by RNA polymerase II. The coding region runs from base 564 to 1148 and encodes 194 amino acids. NCBI's taxonomy places the organism in Eukaryota, Metazoa, Chordata, Actinopteri, Esociformes, Esocidae.
GGGGAGUGAAUUGUUUUGGAAGAAAUCUGGAACCUAUAAACUUGGACAACUUCUACAACGGAAAAACGGCUGAAUAUCCCAAUUUGAUUGGUCAACCCACGUGCCUUUGUCACCGCCUCAUCCUUUACCCUUACCAAUCACCAAACGCAUUCUCUUCCUGUUAUGCUUGGCCUAGCUGUGCCUUAGAACUCAGCUGGACCAAUCUGUGGAACAGAUGGGUGGUAACUUACAAGCUCCAUCCUCUUUCUUCUUUAAAAAGCCAGAUGCAGGUUGGCUGUUGUCUUACACUGAGCUAGGAUACCAGACGCCACUGCCGUUCUGAAUGCAGCCAACCGUUAGUAGUGUUAGACUGUUGAUCAUGUCUAGGUGUAGGUAAUUUAUUAUUUUUCCAUAUGCUUUGCUAGCAGUCCUGGCAGAUAAUUUCUCGUAUUUCUAUAUAGGUGGCUUGCCGAAGAAGACAGAAACAAAAGGAGGCAGCCCAUUUGAGGGCCUGUGAGAGGGAAUAGAGGAGUGGACAGAGACAGUGUAGGUGUAGAAACAGAGUUUGGUAGAUAGAGGCUGCCAUGAGAGAGGAUUCUUCUAGCUGUGGUGAAUACCCUGAGGGAGCGCUAGUUUCCAGCGAGGAGGAGCCAGACUCCUGCGCUCCAAACAAAUGCCCUGUGGUGGUAAUAACACCAGGGCCUGGUGGGCGCAAGAGGGUCACCAGGAAAGACAACAUUUCAUCGCCAACAGAGGACAGCAAGUCAACAACAGGAGGGCCUCCCAGUCUGAUCCCAUCUGGACCCAAGAGGCCUAAGAAGAGCCCCCAGGCCUCCCUGUCUCCUCUCCCCAUCCCAGGCCAGGCCUUGGAGGACCCUCAACACCAGCGGGUUAUUGCCAAUGUACGGGAGCGCCAACGGACGCAAUCCCUAAACGACGCAUUCGCCUCGCUGCGUAAGAUCAUCCCCACCCUGCCCUCGGACAAGCUGAGCAAGAUCCAGAUCCUGAAGCUGGCCUCGCGCUACAUUGACUUUCUAUACCAGGUCCUGCAGAGCGAUGAGAUGGACGCCAAGCUGGCCAGCUGUAACUACCUGGCUCACGAGAGACUCAGCUAUGCAUUCUCAGUGUGGAGAAUGGAGGGGGCCUGGUCCAUGUCCGCUACCCACUAGCCCUGCCACUUAGCUCCCCAACACCCUUCCUCCUCCUCACCCUUCCCCAGCUUGUGCCCUUCCGGCCCCCAUCUCCCAUGACCCCUGACCCCUGCUCCCUGACCCUCAUCCUUACAUCAUGUAACUCCUCUGCCGUUCUACAUCAGCAUCUAACCACAGCCACCAACUGAGAAGCAUUUAACUGUUGGUCUGCAAUCCCUUUGUUUACUGGUUUGGAUUCACACCUUUGGACCAACACAAUCCCAUAUAUGAGCCCUCACUCUGAAAAGGUACUAUAGAGACCAGCUUCCUUUGGCUGACACAGAAUCGCAGAAAAUCUGGGACAAUGAUUCUGAGCUUUUAGCAGUCCUGGAAAAGGAACACAAAUAUUUUUUUAUGACUGGGAAAUUCUGACUUGAAAAAUGUUUUGUACACUAAUGUAACAUGCAAAUAUUAACUGGAAUGCUACUAUUGUAGUGCAAGUACUUGUAGCCACAAAGAACAAUAUUUGUAAACCAAUGGAAAAUGCCUUAUUCCUUAUGGAAUCAAUUGCUGUAAAGCGUGUAUUUGUUUGGAAAUUGUAGAUAUGUAUAAAAUGUAAUUUGUUAUUGUCUUUGUCUUGAUAAUAAAAUUACAAUUUCAGAAUCAUGACGUAUUUUUCUCAGUCACAUCUUAUUACCAGUUUCCCCCUUAAACAUAUUGACAGUACUGCGACUAUACCAAAAUCAGUAUCCAAAAUGUAUUCCCAAACUUCUGGAAAUGAACAACACACACAUUUCUAAACAUUAAAUACAUGUGAAAUAUAUCGAUUAAUAUCCUCCUUUGUGUUUGUGUGUGAAUAAAAAUGUCUUUCAAGGGCUCUACCCUGUGAGCCUAAUUAGUGCUGUAACUGAGACUUCCUUAAUAAGGCCCAAGUGUCUGCUCAAGCAGCCCAGGGUAUAAUUGCACAUAAAGCUGUUGUUUUUUUGGGGGAAAUAAGGCCUCU